CCUGCCCGGCGUCCGUGUCCGUGUCUGUGCCAGUGCCAGGAAAACCCGAGGGACCAGGGAUAGAUGAACCAAGUUGCUGCCGGGCUUCCAUUUUGGUGCAUCUCCCUUCGCUUCUCGGGGUCUUUUUUAACUGUUGGUGUUCACAACUGAACAAACCAUGGGGAGGAAACUGGACCUUUCUAGCUUGACAGAUGAUGAAACAGAACAUGUUCUUCAGGUGGUUCAGCGAGAUUUCAAUCUUCGUAAGAAAGAAGAAGAACGGCUUAGUGAGAUGAAACAAAAGCUGGACGAAGAAGGCAGCAAAUGUAGCAUCCUGUCCAAGCACCGGCAGUUCACGGAGCACUGCUGCAUGCGCUGCUGCGCCCCUUUCACCUUCCUCCUCAACACCAAGCGCCUGUGCUGUGAUUGCAAGUACAACAUCUGCAAAAGCUGCAGCUCCUACCAGAAGAAGGAGAGGGCGUGGCUCUGCUGCGUGUGCCAGCAAACCAGACUCCUAAGGACCCAGUCCCUGGAAUGGUACUACAAUAACGUGAAAAGCCGCUUCAAACGCUUUGGCAGUGCCAAGGUCCUGAAGAACUUGUACAAAAAGCACAGACUGGAGAGUGGAGCUUGUUUCGACAUAAUAGAAGGAAGCUUUUUGGAGCCAAGCCUGGAGCAUGAAGGAAGCAUUAGUGGCAGUGAUUCUACAUUCUACAGGCAGUCUGAAGGACAUAGCAUGAUGGACACCCUGGCCGUGGCCUUGCGUGUUGCUGAAGAGGCCGUGGAAGAGGCCAUUUGCAAGGCAGAAGCAUCUGGUGACAGUCUGGACAAACAGAAUGAAGCUAGUUAUCUACGUGAACACAAGGAGGAGUUGAUAGAAGAGCUUGCCACCACCAUAGUACAGAAGAUCAUAAGGAAGCAGAAAGGCAAAGGGGAACAGACAGAGGACUCUGAUUGGCCACAGCCCAGCAGCAGCUCUAGGGAAGUGACUGGUCAGAGCAUGCCGGCUUUCCCAAGGGGCCAACAGGCAUCCUGCACACUCUUGAGGUCCCAGUCUGCACUCUCCCUCGCUGGCGAAGAGGCUCCAAGCAAAGAGUCGAAGGUCUCAGUACCCCUGGAGGCCCUGUGGGCAGAGCAGAGGGUCCAGGCCCAGAAGCCAAAGGAACAAGAGCAUGCUGCCUUACCCAGCUGGAAGAGCAUGGACAGACUGGAUGAGACAAAUCCAGACCCUGUUUUGCAAAGUGCUGAUGGGAACUGGGUGGCCUUGAAGGAUAAGCCGUUUCCUCAUCCCCGACUUCUGGCCAAACCAAAGAGCCGGGCAUUCCAGGCUCUGGAGAAAGAGUCCAGCGUGGUAUCUGCCUAUGAUGAGAUGGGCUCAGAUAGUGAGGAUGACUUUGACUGGAAUAUGACCCUGAACAAGCUUCAUCAGAGACCCCAGAGCCUGUCAGACAAUUCCUGCUCCGCCGACUCCCAGCAUCACCCUGAGUGGGCUUACGGCCAUGACCAAUGUCCUCGAGGAACCUCCCCCUCCUCUGGUCUUUACACCAACCCUGAGACCAUGUGCUCUGACUCAGAGACUUCCUCAGUGAGCUCUUCCCGGGAAGUUCAAGGACCAGCCAAGAGACCUUGGCUACAGAGAAAACCCCCUAGCAACUAUUCACUAGAAAAAGCACAAUCACAAGGAGGGCUGGAUGUAAAUUUCAACCCCCAGGCUGCUGACACACAGGACUCAGACAGCAGUGAUGCUGAGAACACCCACCACACAGCUGACAAGCGGUCCAGGAGGUGGAGGAGGAGCAGGCUGGCCUCUGACGAGCUGAAUGAAGAAAAGCCCCCCACCCAAAGCCAUGAGAAGGAUUCAGACUCGAAUCAGGUUUUUGAUGAUUUGUCAGAGACGGAUAUCAGCAGUGAAGAUCACCAUCAUAAAAGCGGGACAAACGCCACAGAUGAGAAACUGAAAUCCAGGUUGUUUGAAUUAGCUGCUAAAAUGAGUGAGAAGGAAACAUCUUCAGGUGAGGAACAGGAGUCCGAGCCCAGGACGGAAUCUGACCAUCAGAAAGAAAGUCUGUCCUCAGAAGACAAUGGCCAGUGCAUUCAGGAGGAACUGAAGAAGGAAAAGAGAGAGGCUUUAGAUGUCUGUUUAAAGCUCCAAUUUUUGUCCACACUGCUACAACAGAAGUACUCAGCUGUGUCCCUCUGCAACAUCUCUACUGAAGUUUUGAAGGUCAUCAAUGCCACAGAAGAGUUGAUAGCAGAAUCGGCUGGCCCCUGGGACUUCCCAGCAGAUCCUCCUGAGAGAGAGAAAGGGCCAUUUCCUCUCGGGACAGACCACGUGAGACUUGAUGAACAGCUUACUUCACUGGAAGAAAAUGUGUACCUGACCGCAGGUACCGUCUAUGGGUUGGAGGGUCAGCUGAAUGAACUGGAGGAUGCUGCCCGAAGAAUUGGCAGCACCACGGGGGAGUCGGAGCUUGCUGAUCUAGAGGACCAAGUGGCCACGGCAGCAGCCCAGGUGCACCAUGCAGAGCUGCAGAUUUCAGAUAUCGAGAGCAGGAUUGCAGCCCUGACAUUGGCUGGGUUGAACGUGGCUCCAUGUGUCCGUCUGACGAGGAAACGGGAUCAGAAGCAAAUGAACCAGGUACAGACCAUUGAUACAUCAAGACAGCAGAGGAGAAAACUCCCAGCCCCACCAGUGAAAAAUGAGAAAAUGGAGGCUGCUUCACUCACUUCCGUUAAAACAUUUAACCGGAAUUUCAUACUCCAAGGGUCUAUGACACAAAGGACUAAAGAAAGAAAAAGUACUGCCAAGGACUUGAUGGAACCAACUCUAGGAUCCGCCAUAAUGUUUUAGUGGUACAGAACUCUACUGCCAAUCACACACUGCCUCCAGCUGUAUACACCAGUGCCUUUCUUGAACAGCCAUUGUAUACAGUAUGUCCCAUAGAAAAUAGGCCCCGGAGGAGCACCGUUUCCUCCGAGGGCGGGGCUUUCUUUUCGUCUUGGAUACCUCACUGAGAAAGCUGUCCAAGGCUUCAGCAUUCUGGUCUGCUUGUGGGAAUGUUGCCUUAUGUUCCCUUGAGACUCCAGGAAAGAUACUAAGAUACUGAGUUUCCAAAGCAAAGCUCUUUGUUUUACAAAUGCCACUUUUUUCCCCCUGUCAAUCAAUUGUGCUAAAGAAUGUCGUCUUUUAAGAUAAUCUAUGUGGCUUUUUUUUUUUUGAUAGCCCUGAUUCCACCAGAUGUCUAUCAAAAUUCCAUCUGGUAAAAGAGGAAACAACCAUCCUACUGGCCCCUUAGUGCUCACAAAGACCUCCCUGACUUAUGCAUGCUAAGGAAAACGGACCUGGCCAUGAAUGCUAGUUUCACUGAUGUUGGUUGGGAGUGGUAAGGGUGAAAUUUUCAUUCUUAAAAACAAAAGGAAAAAAAAAAACUAGCAAUGAGCAGAGGCAUCUGUUAAUCUCCUCUCCAUCUGCCAGGCUUCUGGCUCAUGGCUCUUACAAUUAUUUCUAUUAGUUUGCAGUCACGAAUCAUGAUGUCACAUUCCACCAGGAUGGCCCCUGGUGAAAUGAAUACAGCACACCUAAACAAAGACAUGCAUUUGUUCUUUUUCUCCAUCCCAGGGACUAUCAUGAAAUCCAGACAAGUCACUGAUACCCAGACACCUUCAGCAACAACCGGGGAUCAUUCAUUGUGUAGGUGCCCAUGAACUUCCUUAGGACUUAGGCUUUCCCACACCAGAGGAGAGAAGAGUAAUGGAAAACACAGCUCAGAACUCACCUGCUGAGCUUUAUCCAAAAUGAAGGGUGUGCAAUUUAGUACUAACGUUAGCCCAUACAUUUACAUUAUACAAUAUAGCUUCCAAAGUGCUUUCUCUCCCUGUGGGAGGUAAGUAGUAAAAAUUCUAGUAUCCCCAUUAUACAGAUACAUAUAUAAAGACACCAAGGCUGGUUUCUAGUGGCAGAAGUUGGACUCUAACCUAGUUUUCUCAUUCCUAAAUCCAGGCUCUUUCCACUAGGUAACAGUCUAUGGGGUCGGAUUCUAAUAAAGUACAAAAGAUGAGCUGAAUGCAAAAUUACUUACUGAAAUCCAGUUGGUAAUUUUUUUUAGUACCCAAAGUAUCAAAUUGUUUCAAAGGAAAUGCUAAAUACCAUUUUUCCAAAAAAUAAUUACCAUAAUAAGCACCAUGACUCCAAAUUAUAAGUGUAGUAUCAAUAAACUAUUAUAUUACUCUGGGUAUGUGUAUACAGCAGGAACACAUACUAAAUAUAUGUCAACUUUCAGUCUGUUAACAAAAACAAACAGACCUAAAAACUUCAUUCAGUAAAGUGGGUCAUGUUUAUUCAUAAGUUAUUAAAAGAGACUCUAAUUAGGAAUAUUGAAUUAAUUGGGAUGACUCAAGAAUAUCUCCCUUUACACCAUUUUUAACCUCUAGAUGAUGGUUUGUCUGUUACACCCAUUCCCCAAUCUUGAAGGCUGCAGGUACUCGUCAUGAGCUGACCUUGAUGGUGGUUUGCAUAUUUGUCUGAUUAUAAUAUUUACUAAUACCGUGUAUGUGUUAUCCAACCUAAAAGAUUCAUUUGAAUAGAGUAAAUCUUUGGCUUUUGUUCCACUGGUGUGAUUUAAAACAAAAUGGAAAAGAAAAAAGUCCACAAUACAACAAAAACUCCAAGUUCAGAAUAGAAUGUUUUGCAUAAAGAGGCAUGAGAAGAAGCUACUGUUGUGUUAGUGUUAAAAUAUUCUGUCUUCUUUGACGAAAAAAAAAUGUGUCCUGUGUAAGCAUUGCAAAAAACAAAAAAAAAAAAAAGAAAAAAGAAAAAAAACCUGCUCUAUGGCAUUUGAAUUUUUACAAAGGUUUCCUUGUGCCAAAUCUGUGUGAAGAUUUAAUUUUACCAUUCAA
Molecule: messenger RNA, 4875 nt
Organism: Dromiciops gliroides (monito del monte)
Lineage: Eukaryota; Metazoa; Chordata; Mammalia; Microbiotheria; Microbiotheriidae
Gene: MYRIP
Product: myosin VIIA and Rab interacting protein
Exons: 18
Coding region: 158-2830 (890 amino acids)
Biological process (GO): intracellular protein transport
Cellular component (GO): cortical actin cytoskeleton
Molecular function (GO): myosin binding; actin binding; small GTPase binding
Source: RefSeq, a predicted model, not a curated record